AAAAUCCGGUCGUCAAUAUCAGACAGAUAUUUAUUAUAACCCAAUCAAUCAUAAACCUUAAAAUAAAACUUUGUUUAUUUCAUAAAGGACAUUUUCCCUUAUUUUCUUUUGAAUUAUUUCCUACUACUUCGAAAGCGAGCUACGAAAACUUUUCCCUGUACUGACCUUGAUUUUUCAAUUGUCUCCUUGCUUUGGUAAGAUGGGUUCAGUUGAAACCAGUAAACCCCAUGCUGUUUGCGUUCCAUUUCCAGCACAAGGCCAUGUCAGCCCAAUGAUGCAGUUGGCUAAGCUCUUACACUCAACAGGCUUCCAUAUAACCUUUGUUAACACUGAGUUCAACCAUAGGCGAUUGAUCAGGUCCAAAGGUCCAGACUCUGUUAAAGGGCUGCCUGAUUUCCGGUUCGAAACCAUUCCAGAUGGGCUGCCACCCUCUGAUCGUGAUGCAACACAGGAUGUUCCGGCUCUAUGUGAUUCAACACGAAAGAAUUGUUUGGCUCCAUUUUUAGAGCUAGUAGCAAAGUUAAAUUCCUCACCCCAACUGCCGACUGUUACUUGUAUAAUUUCGGAUGGAAUUAUGAGCUUUGCUAUUAAGGCAGCUGAAGUACUUGGCAUACCAGAAGUGCAAUUUUGGACUGCCUCAGCUUGUAGCUUCAUGGGAUAUCUGCAAUUCAGCGAACUACUUGAAAGAGGCAUUAUUCCAUUCGAAAAUGAAAACUUUCUUAGUGAUGGAACUCUUGAAACACCAAUAGAUUGGAUCCCUGGAAUGAGCAACAUUCGCCUUAGAGAUAUUCCAAGCUUUAUUAGAGCCAACAAUCCGGACGAUAUUAUGUUUGAUUUCAUGGGAUCAGAAGCACGAAAUUGCCUAAAAGCUCCAGCAAUCAUUUUCAACACAUUUGAUGAGUUUGAACAUGAAGUGCUAGAGGCAAUCGCUGCCAAAUUCCCUCGAAUUUAUACAACAGGGCCAAUACCCUUGCUUUCCAGGCACAUGCCUGAGAGUCCAUCAAAGUCAAUAAAUUCAAGCCUAUGGAAAGAAGACACAAAUUGUAUUCAAUGGCUUAACAAAAGGGAACCAAAUUCAGUUGUGUAUGUGAAUUAUGGCAGUAUAACUGUCAUGUCAGAGCAGCAUCUGAUAGAAUUUGCCUGGGGGCUUGCUAAUUGUAAGCACCCAUUUUUAUGGAUCGUUAGGCCUGAUGUUGUGAUGGCUGAUUCCGCCGUUCUGCCUGAAGAGUUUUUCAACGAGAUUAAGGAUAGAGGAUUGAUAACAACCUGGUGCUCCCAAUAUCAGGUUCUUUCACAUCCUUCAGUUGGUAUUUUCCUAACACAUUGUGGGUGGAAUUCUACCCUGGAAGCCAUAUGUGGAGGAGUCCCUGUCAUAUGUUGGCCAUUUUUUGCUGAUCAACAAACAAAUUGUCGGUAUGCUUGCACCACUUGGGGCGUUGGCAUGGAGGUUGAUCAUGAUGUAAAGCGAGAGAACAUUGAGUUUUUAGUUAAGGAAAUGAUGGAAGGGGAUAAAGGAAAGAAAAUGAAGGAGAAGGCUUUGGAAUGGAAGAAGAAAGCAGAAGCAGCUACUGAUGUUGGCGGAUCAUCUUACAAUGAUUUUGAUAGAUUUGUUAAGGAAGCUCUCUAUUAUAGUUAUUUGGAAAUGUUUGUUGAAGCAGAAAGUGCACCAGUGGACUACUACAAAAAUAACCCACUAGGGUAAUUCAUAUUGCCUCUACGUUUCACUUUAUUAUCGUCCUGUGUUUCCUUCUAUUUAUUGUAUUAGCAAGAGCUGAAAGGAUUUCUAUUUUACUUGUAAGUUUUUAAUGGUGCCAUUGUAUAAUCAAUAAAAUCAAAGUAUAUCUAUGGUAUCAGGCAAUAUAAAUAUUUUAAAAUCUAUUGAGGAUAAUCAA
This is a messenger RNA of Durio zibethinus, 1892 nucleotides long. RefSeq names its product linamarin synthase 2-like. The record is from RefSeq and is a predicted model, not a curated record. Gene Ontology annotation, molecular function: quercetin 7-O-glucosyltransferase activity; quercetin 3-O-glucosyltransferase activity. NCBI's taxonomy places the organism in Eukaryota, Viridiplantae, Streptophyta, Magnoliopsida, Malvales, Malvaceae.